AUGCUGAAAGACUGCGUGGUUGCCACUAAAACAUACAACAGUGAGGAUUCGCUGGUGGUCACCCACCCAACUACUAACUCACCGGCGUGUGGCUUAAGUACGGCUGAGCGGACGGGAAGCCCUGUUUUCCACACCCUAUGGUCGUAUGUGCUAGAUUACAUGAGGGAAAACAUUAUGAGUACAAUGCGAAUCGUUGUAUAG
Messenger RNA from Penicillium coprophilum, 201 nucleotides. NCBI's taxonomy places the organism in Eukaryota, Fungi, Ascomycota, Eurotiomycetes, Eurotiales, Aspergillaceae. The record is from RefSeq and is a predicted model, not a curated record.